AUGGCGUUUGCUGCAAAGCUCGGUGCCUUGACCGACGAGCUCGUCGAGGUCAUCACAUCGACACCAGACAAGAAAAUCAGCCAGGAGAGAUUCAAUUUGUUGCGCGAGUCUUCUCUCCGUAGCUUGAGAUACCACAGCUUCUUACGCACCAACCAGUUCGAUGUCGAGAGCCAGCUCGUUGGCCUGGAGGAGCGCUUUCGGGUCCACCAUCGCGAAGGCUUGGCGGACGCCUUCAGGGAUCGUCUCGAUGCCUUUUCACGGUUUCGAACAAAGUGGCACCCCGAUAUCCUACACUUCAUUCUGGAACUGGCCGACCGGCCAACUCAGAAGACACGACUGAGCGACCUACAGCUCCUGAAAGAAUCGGAAGAAGACAAACAGCCACCGCUCAGAUGGGAAGAUAUCGCGAAGGAGGAUGGGUGGCACGAGGACGCCGAAAUUUGGAGGUCCAUCGAUUACAGCGAUAACUCUGGCGACGAAUACGGCGACCCCCAGGCGGAGAUAUCAAGCGAAUCCGACGAAACCUCGCUUUCAACCCUCGAUACCUCGCUCGGCAGAGAGCCAGAAGACUUUGAAAUAUCCUCUUCUGACGAAGUCGCCCUCAAAGAGGUCUUCGACAGCCAGGCUUGGAGAGCCGAAACAAAUAAGACAGCUUCAACCCGACAGCACAAGGUGCCCAUCACCGAGUUCCAAGCGACAAGAGAAGCCCUAUUCAUGCUCCAAGGCCUCCCGACAACACUAUUUCAGAAGGACGGAGUUCCCGAUCCGGCGUACCAGAUUUCAAGUGUCGCAUGGGAUACCUACAAAGCUCUGGUAACUUGCUUUGCUGAGAGCGGACGUCAGCUGUUUCAGCUACGCUCAUUUUCGAAGAGACCGCAGACGGCGCCUCUCUUCCAAGUCUUCCGUGACAACGUUAUCGCCAGCUUGCAAUCGUUUGACAAGAGUAUCUCAAGUGUUCAGGAGCGACUGGUAGUGGCGCGCCGAGAUACGGUUGUCAGCAUGGCGGCAAUAUUGGAGGAACUUAGGCCGCAGUUGGAGCCUCUGAUGUCUCUGUCUGAGAUUGUACGGCAGCUCUACGAUCCCGCGAAUGGCGGAGCGUUUCGCUUUUUGGAGCUUAUCUACGACGAGAUCGCCAUCGCCCAGCUCGCGGGACGAGAUACAACAUACGAAUUCCUUGGGAGGAUUUUCUUUAACUGCUUUCAAGUGUAUCUUCGACCGAUCCGACUCUGGAUGUUAGAGGGGCAACUAAUGCCGGGAGAUAAGGUCUUUUUCGUGUCAGAAUCAUCAACACAAGUGCCGCUUCGUCAGGUCUGGACAGAACAGUUCAAGCUGAGGAGAACAUCGGACGGUGUACUUCAUGCUCCCAGUUUUCUACAACCGAGUGUUGGGAAAGUUUUCACGGCCGGAAAGAGCAUCGUCGUUCUCAGGCAUCUUGGCAAGUUCGAAUCUCUUCGGGAGCUUUGGGAUGAGCAGGAGCCCCCUCUUACAUUCGACACCGUCUGUCCUCUUGGGCUAGAACUUGCGCCCUUUCCCGAGCUGUUCACCUCAUCUUUCAAUCUUUGGAUGCAAAGCAAGUACCAUGCGACUUCCGAAACACUCAAGCAGGCACUGUUUGACUCUUGUGGACUGGAGGCGAAUAUUGAAGCAUUGCAACAGCUCUACUUGAUGGCUGAUGGAGCGGCGGCGGACGAAUUCUGCAAAGGUUUAUUCGCUCGGCUGGACGCCCUUCGUCCCGAUUGGCAUGACCGAUAUUCGCUGAGUGGGUUGGCGCAGGAGGCUUUCUCCCUACGCGUUGAUACCACUCGGCUCUUCGUCACUGUCCGGCUGGAGGGUCAAAAGAAGCCUGUGGUGGCUGCUCGCGAUUUAAUCCGGACAGCCCUGCCGGAAGUUCUCUUACAGUACCGUCUGCCGUGGCCGGUUCAGCUCGUUGUGACUGAGGACACAAUCACUCAAUAUCAGGCCGUCUUUACACUGCUGAUGCAAAUCAGGCGCGCCAUGAGUCUUAUUCAACGCACCCGAAUACUUGACGAGCUGGCCUACCGCAGAGAUAUUUGGGGCAGCCGAGCGCUCUACUACCUCCUUCGCUCCAAGUUAAUGUGGUUCUGCAACUGCAUCCAGACCUACCUGGCAACAUUGGUGCUGGCCCCUUACACGGAAAACCUACGACAGAGUCUGCGGCAAGCCUAUGACGUGGAUGCCAUGAUCGGUCUCCAUGCCACGUUCAUGAGGCAAGUUGUCGACGCAGCUUGUCUGGGCAGGAAGCUGGACCCCAUUAGGGGUGGCAUACUAGACAUCUUGGACUUGGCCGCGAGGCUAGAAGAUGCUCAGAGCGCUAGCGUCGCCGAGGAGGCAGAGGAAGCACAGGAGCUGUCCCGGCUUUCCAUCAUGUCCUCGCCGAUGAAAGCGAGCCCCCGCCGGCGAAAACCGGCCGUCUACGCCGAGGACAGUGACGAUGACAGGGCGGGAAGUUUCGGAGGCAGGGCCAAAAGGGGCGCGAUCAAUGCAGGCAAGGGCUACCACCAGUGUCUACGGGAGAUUAAGACAGACUUCGAGAGGCACUUGAGGUUCAUAUGCGGGGGCCUCCGAGGGGUUGCUAGGGCUUCGGGCGACGAGGCGGCCGUGAAAUGGGACCUCCUGGCCGAAAUGCUGGAAGUGGGCGUCAAGGAGGGUGCUUGA
Molecule: messenger RNA, 2676 nt
Organism: Colletotrichum higginsianum IMI 349063
Lineage: Eukaryota; Fungi; Ascomycota; Sordariomycetes; Glomerellales; Glomerellaceae
Product: Spc97/Spc98 family protein
Exons: 2
Coding region: 1-2676 (891 amino acids)
Biological process (GO): meiotic cell cycle; microtubule nucleation; mitotic cell cycle
Cellular component (GO): gamma-tubulin complex; equatorial microtubule organizing center; centrosome
Molecular function (GO): gamma-tubulin binding; microtubule minus-end binding
Source: RefSeq, a predicted model, not a curated record